Pan troglodytes (chimpanzee) is the source of this 3733-nucleotide messenger RNA. It is a transcript of the gene SLC39A6, whose product is annotated as solute carrier family 39 member 6. The transcript has 10 exons. The record is from RefSeq and is a predicted model, not a curated record. Bases 399 to 2666 code for a protein of 755 amino acids. Gene Ontology annotation, molecular function: monoatomic cation:bicarbonate symporter activity; zinc ion transmembrane transporter activity. Lineage: Eukaryota; Metazoa; Chordata; Mammalia; Primates; Hominidae. Gene Ontology annotation, cellular component: plasma membrane. Gene Ontology annotation, biological process: intracellular monoatomic cation homeostasis; zinc ion import across plasma membrane.
AGGGCCGCGCCACGCCCCCGCGGCGUCGGCGAACACACGGAAAAGCGGAUCCGUCUGCGGAGCCGGGUUCCGGGGUCGCACUGCGCAUGCCCUGCAGUCCUGGGCGAAGGGGGCGGUGGUUGCCCGCGGCGCUGCGCGCGGCGGUAAUUAGUGAUUGUCUUCCAGCUUCGCGAAGGCUAGGGGCGCGGCUGCCGGGUGGCUGCGCGGCGCUGCCCCCGGACCCAGGGGCAGCCAACCCAAUGAAACCACCGCGUGUUCGCGCCUGGUAGAGAUUUCUCGAAGACACCAGUGGGCCCGUUCCGAGCCCUCUGGACCGCCCGUGUGGAACCAAACCUGCGCGCGUGGCCGGGCCGUGGGACAACGAGGCCGCGGAGACGUGAGUCUUUCAGGAAGGCGCAAUGGCGAGGAAGUUAUCUGUAAUCUUGAUCCUGACCUUUGCCCUCUCUGUCACAAAUCCCCUUCAUGAACUAAAAGCAGCUGCUUUCCCCCAGACCACUGAGAAAAUUAGUCCAAAUUGGGAAUCUGGCAUUAAUGUUGACUUGGCAAUUACCACACGGCAAUAUCAUCUACAACAGCUUUUCUACCGCUAUGGAGAAAAUAAUUCUUUGUCAGUUGAAGGGUUCAGAAAAUUACUUCAAAAUAUAGGCAUAGAUAAGAUUAAAAGAAUCCAUAUACACCAUGACCACGACCAUCACUCGGACCACGAGCAUCACUCAGACCACGAGCAUCACUCAGACCAUGAGCAUCAUUCAGACCACGAGCAUCACUCUGACCAUGAUCAUCACUCUCACCGUAAUCAUGCUGCUUCUGGUAAAAAUAAGCGAAAAGCUCUUUGCCCAGACCAUGACUCAGAUAAUUCAGGUAAAGAUCCUAGAAACAGCCAGGGGAAAGGAGCUCACCGACCAGAACAUGCCAGUGGUAGAAGGAAUGUCAAGGACAGUGUUAGUGCUAGUGAAGUGACCUCAACUGUGUACAACACUGUCUCUGAAGGAACUCACUUUCUAGAGACAAUAGAGACUCCAAGACCUGGAAAACUCUUCCCCAAAGAUGUAAGCAGCUCCACUCCACCCAGUGUCACAGAAAAGAGCCGGGUGAGCCGGCUGGCUGGUAGGAAAACAAAUGAAUCUGUGAGUGAGCCCCGAAAAGGCUUUAUGUAUUCCAGAAACACAAAUGAAAAUCCUCAGGAGUGUUUCAAUGCAUCAAAGCUACUGACAUCUCAUGGCAUGGGCAUCCAGAUUCCGCUGAAUGCAACAGAGUUCAACUAUCUCUGUCCAGCCAUCAUCAACCAAAUUGAUGCUAGAUCUUGUCUGAUUCAUACAAGUGAAAAGAAGGCUGAAAUCCCUCCAAAGACCUAUUCAUUACAAAUAGCCUGGGUUGGUGGUUUUAUAGCCAUUUCCAUCAUCAGUUUCCUGUCUCUGCUGGGGGUUAUCUUAGUGCCUCUCAUGAAUCGGGUGUUUUUCAAAUUUCUCCUGAGUUUCCUUGUGGCACUGGCCGUUGGGACUUUGAGUGGUGAUGCUUUUUUACACCUUCUUCCACAUUCUCAUGCAAGUCACCACCAUAGUCAUAGCCAUGAAGAACCAGCAAUGGAAAUGAAAAGAGGACCACUUUUCAGUCAUCUGUCUUCUCAAAACAUAGAAGAAAGUGCCUAUUUUGAUUCCACGUGGAAGGGUCUAACAGCUCUAGGAGGCCUGUAUUUCAUGUUUCUUGUUGAACAUGUCCUCACAUUGAUCAAACAAUUUAAAGAUAAGAAGAAAAAGAAUCAGAAGAAACCUGAAAAUGAUGAUGAUGUGGAGAUUAAGAAGCAGUUGUCCAAGUAUGAAUCUCAACUUUCAACAAAUGAGGAGAAAGUAGAUACAGAUGAUCGAACUGAAGGCUAUUUACGAGCAGACUCACAAGAGCCCUCCCACUUUGAUUCUCAGCAGCCUGCAGUCUUGGAAGAAGAAGAGGUCAUGAUAGCUCAUGCUCAUCCACAGGAAGUCUACAAUGAAUAUGUACCCAGAGGGUGCAAGAAUAAAUGCCAUUCACAUUUCCACGAUACACUCGGCCAGUCAGACGAUCUCAUUCACCACCAUCAUGACUACCAUCAUAUUCUCCAUCAUCACCACCACCAAAACCACCAUCCUCACAGUCACAGCCAGCGCUACUCUCGGGAGGAGCUGAAAGAUGCCGGCGUCGCCACUCUGGCCUGGAUGGUGAUAAUGGGCGAUGGCCUGCACAAUUUCAGCGAUGGCCUAGCAAUUGGUGCUGCUUUUACUGAAGGCUUAUCAAGUGGUUUAAGUACUUCUGUUGCUGUGUUCUGUCAUGAGUUGCCUCAUGAAUUAGGUGACUUUGCUGUUUUACUAAAGGCUGGCAUGACCGUUAAGCAGGCUGUCCUUUAUAAUGCAUUGUCAGCCAUGCUGGCGUAUCUUGGAAUGGCAACAGGAAUUUUCAUUGGUCAUUAUGCUGAAAAUGUUUCUAUGUGGAUAUUUGCACUUACUGCUGGCUUAUUCAUGUAUGUUGCUCUGGUUGAUAUGGUACCUGAAAUGCUGCACAAUGAUGCUAGUGACCAUGGAUGUAGCCGCUGGGGGUAUUUCUUUUUACAGAAUGCUGGGAUGCUUUUGGGUUUUGGAAUUAUGUUACUUAUUUCCAUAUUUGAACAUAAAAUCGUGUUUCGUAUAAAUUUCUAGUUAAGGUUUAAAUGCUAGAGUAGCUUAAAAAGUUGUCAUAGUUUCAAUAGGUCAUAGGGAGAUGAGUUUGUAUGCUGUACUAUGCAGCAUUUAAAGUUAGUGGGUUUUGUGAUUUUUGUAUUGAAUAUUGCUGUCUGUUACAAAGUCAAUUAAAGGUACGUUUUAAUAUUUAAGUUAUUCUAUCUUGGAGAUAAAAUCUGUAUGUGCAAUUCACCGGUAUUACCAGUUUAUUAUGUAAACAAGAGAUUUGGCAUGACAUGUUCUGUAUGUUUCAGGGAAAAAUGUCUUUAAUGCUUUUUCAAGAACUAACACAGUUAUUCCUAUACUGGAUUUUAGGUCUCUGAAGAACUGCUGGUGUUUAGGAAUAAGAAUGUGCAUGAAGCCUAAAAUACCAAGAAAGCUUAUACUGAAUUUAAGCAAAGAAAUAAAGGAGAAAAGAGAAGAAUCUGAGAAUUGGGGAGGCAUAGAUUCUUAUAAAAAUCACAAAAUUUGUUGUAAAUUAGAGGGGAGAAAUUUAGAAUUAAGUAUAAAAAGGCAGAAUUAGUAUAGAGUACAUUCAUUAAACAUUUUUGUCAGGAUUAUUUCCCAUAAAAACAUAGUGAGCACUUUUCAUAUACUAAUUUAGUUGUACAUUUAACUUUGUUUGUAUAAUACAGAAAUCUAAAUAUAUUUAAUGAAUUCAAGCAAUAUAUCACUUGACCAAGAAAUUGGAAUUUCAAAAUGUUCAUGCGGGUAUAUACCAGAUGAGUACAGUGAGUAGUUUUAUGUAUCACCAGACUAGGUUAUUGCCAAGUUAUGUAUCACCAAAAGCUGUAUGAUUGGAUGUUCUGGUUACCUGGUUUACAAAAUUAUCAGAGUAGUAAAACUUCGAUAUAUAUGAGGAUAUUAAAACCACACUAAGUAUCAUUUGACUUCGAUUCAGAAAGUACUUUGAUAUCUCUCAGUGCUUCAAUGCUAUCAUUGUGAGCAAUUGUCUUUUAUAUACGGUACUGUAGCCAUACUAGGCCUGUCUGUGGCAUUCUCUAGAUGUUUCUUUUUUACACAAUAAAUUCCUUAUAUCAGCUUGA